Gymnodraco acuticeps is the source of this 1329-nucleotide messenger RNA. Its product is annotated as zona pellucida sperm-binding protein 3-like. The record is from RefSeq and is a predicted model, not a curated record. The transcript has 8 exons. NCBI's taxonomy places the organism in Eukaryota, Metazoa, Chordata, Actinopteri, Perciformes, Bathydraconidae. Gene Ontology annotation, biological process: egg coat formation; positive regulation of acrosome reaction; binding of sperm to zona pellucida. Gene Ontology annotation, cellular component: extracellular matrix. The coding region runs from base 25 to 1269 and encodes 414 amino acids. Gene Ontology annotation, molecular function: acrosin binding.
UAGAUCACUUGCUGUUGUGAAGCGAUGGUGAUGAAGUCCACUGUUGUGUGCAUUGUGGCACUGGCCUUGUUAGGCAGCUUAUGUCAUGCUCAAAGGGCUGUGGGUGGUUACAAGCCGGCAGGACCAUACCAGAAGCCAGCGAGACAGGAGCCUGUCAAACAACAACCUCAGACGGCCCAACAGAGUAAGCAGACAUUUGAAAGACCUCUCACCUGGGUAUACCCUGCUGACCCCACGCCUGACCCUGCAGUCGCGGUGCCUUUCGAGUUGAGACUUCCGGUUGCUUUUGCAACUGUUGCUGUCGAGUGCAGAGAGAGUAUUGCUCAUGUGGAAGCCAAGAAGGACUUUUUUGGGAAUGGCCAAUUUAUCAACCCUGCCGACAUUACCCUGGGAAACUGUGCCCCUGUUGCAGAGGACAAUGCUGCUCAAGUGUUGAUUUUUGAGACAGAACUGCACAGUUGUCUUAGCACAUUAACCGUGACAGAAGAUUACCUUAUCUACAGCUUCACUCUGAACCAUAAUCCCAAACCUCUGGCCAAUGCUCUUGUGGUGAGGACAGGCACAGCUGCAGUAAUUGUGGAAUGCCACUACCCAAGGAAGUACAAUGUGAGCAGCCUUCCUCUUGACCCCAUGUGGAUCCCAUUCUCUGCAGUUAAGGUGUCAGAGGAAUUCCUUUACUUCACCUUGAGACUCAUGACUGAUGACUGGCAAAACGAGAGACCAAGUUUCCAGUAUUACCUGGGAGACAUCAUAAAUGUAGAGGCUGUUGUCAAGCAGUUCUUCCACGUGCCCCUCCGUGUCUAUGUGGAGAGAUGCGUAGCCACCAUUGUACCUGACAUGAACUCAUUACCUUGCUAUGUCUUCAUUGAAAACAAUGGGUGUUUGGUUGAUGCACGGAUCACAGGCUCUAGUUCUAUGUUCAUGCAUCGCACUGCAGAGCACAAGCUUCAGUUCCAGUUGGAGGCCUUCAGGUUCAAGAACGUUGAGAGUGGAAUGCUCUACAUUUCAUGCCACCUGAAAGCUACAUCCACUUUACACCCCAUCGAUACUGAACAUAGAGCUUGUUCCUACAAGAAUGGGUGGAAAGAGGCCAGCGGACAGGAUGCACAAUGUGGCUCCUGUGAAGCUCAUGGAACUGGUGGAAAUCAAGGAAGCCUUGGUCAGGCUCCUGGAAGGAAGAUCCGUGAUGUGUCCCAAAAUGACGUUUUCGAAUGGGAAGGUGAUGUCACCCUGGGCCCCAUCCCCAUUGGAGAGAGGGUUGUCGCUUAACUCAAUUUCCUGCCACAGCUAUGACCAUGAAAAUAAACAUUCUCAAUGGUUAAUAACUAU